AUGGCGCCCCCCAACGACACCACCCAGUCCAAGUACCACAUCGGCUUCAAGCAGGGAACCAUCAACCUGUUCGAGCUGCGCAAUGUCUCGACCUGUCUGCAGUACCUGAUGCCGACUCUCUGGUCGCUGCCGCCCACCUUCUCCCUGCUGGACGUCGGCUGCGGCCCAGGAAGCAUCACGCUGGACCUCGCAAGACACUUCCCCCAGGCCACCAUCAUCGGCGUCGACCAGAGCGCCGAGGUGACGGAACGCAACCGGGCCAGUGCCGGGGCCCUCACCCCUCAGGGCGCCCGCCGCCCCCUCGUCGACUUUCGCCACGGCGACGUGCUCAAGCCAGAGACCUUUCUCACCCCGGCCGAGAUGGAGGCCGGGUUCGACGUCGUCCACGAGCACACGACGCUCAUCUGCAUCCCCGACAACGCCCCCGUGCUCAGGCAGAUGCGGCUGCUGGCGAAGCCCAGGGGCGGCAUCGUCGCCUGCCGCGACGGCGACACCCAGUCGCAGGUGCUGUGGCCGCCGUGUCCCGAGAACGCCGAGCUGCAGGAGCGCAUCUACAGGAUGAACGGGCUCGAGACGCAGACCGGCCGCCAGCUGAUUCACAAGGCCCUGGCCGCCGGCUUCCGCAGGGACCAGAUCACCGCCUCGGCCAGCGUCCUGUCCAACAUCACGCCCGAGGAGAGGCAAGCCUACGCCGGGUCCAUGCUGGACAUCCUCGCCGACGAGACCUCGGAGUACCGCCGGGCCGCCGCCAGGUUCGGGUACACGCCGGAGCAGGUGGACGUGCUCCGCGCCAACAUGCAGCGGUUCAUUGACGCUGAGGACGCCUGGAGGCUCUUGAUAUGCACAGAGAUUAUCUGCCGGCUGGACGAGGAUGAGUGA
This is a messenger RNA of Colletotrichum higginsianum IMI 349063, 879 nucleotides long. RefSeq names its product Methyltransferase-family protein. The coding region runs from base 1 to 879 and encodes 292 amino acids. The record is from RefSeq and is a predicted model, not a curated record. NCBI's taxonomy places the organism in Eukaryota, Fungi, Ascomycota, Sordariomycetes, Glomerellales, Glomerellaceae. The transcript has a single exon.